CCGGUUUGUCAUCUGUUAAAAUCAAAAUUUUUAGUAUUUCAGUAAAAUUUAAUGCAUUGUUUCAAAAUUAAAAGUUUCAGAAAUAAAAUUGAUCGUAUUAGCCGUGACACGUAACCUUUACACAAUGUCCUUUUGAAAUAGUAACUUUUUUUAAUAUACUUUUUUUACUUUGAUAUGAUUUGUACGUCGUUGACUGGCUCGUAUUGUCAGAUCUUUAGAAGGAAGACUAUUAUAUCGUAUAAUGGUUUAAAUUUGAGUUAAUAAAAAUGGGGAAAACCAAGCAGCAUAAGAGACUGAAAAGGAAGAAGAUCAAUCCUAAGAUUGUUCAUUCUCUUGGCAAUAAAACAAUAAAAUUAAACGAUUUGUCUGGUGGGUCUGGCAUUAUAAAUACCAAUGCAAUCGUCAAGAACUUUUCGAAGUCACCAAAAUCCCAUGACACUUUGACAAGGAUGCCUGCUAAAUGCGACCAGGAGAAAGGAACUAAACGCACAAAUUCAACUGUUCUUUUGGAACAAUUUUAUCAGCUUGUUACUAGAUCUAGACCUGUCAAUGAUGAAUUUCGAAAGGGUUCAAAUGCUGUUCGCGGUCCACUUAUUAGAUCAGCAAGUGCUUGCCCUAGAUUAUUGUCACCGACUACGAAUUCAGCGCCAUUAUCAAUAGACCAGGGAUCACAAACAGUAGAAGCUAUUAACAAUAGUCCUUCGUCUUACAGUCUAGAAUUGAAGCAAGAUAAUCUCUAUAACCAUGAACCUUUAGAAAAAAUGGACUCAGAUGACUUUGUUCAUAGCGGAAAGAGGCUGAGAAAAUAUAGUUCCAUGGACGAUACAUCACCAACAUCUAGUCAGGUUUCCAAAAAAUCUAAAAGCAUGAAUGACAGUGUUUGUGCAAAACCACAAAUAAUGAACAUUCAAAGUGACAAAAGUAAAAGUAUAAAACCGACUGAACCAGAAGUCUUGCAUUCUGAAGCAAUGGACAAAAAUGUUAUAGCAGUCAACAAUGUCAACAUUCAUUCAAAUGUGUCCCAAGAUGGUCUUCUUGCUGUGCUUGAUAAAAGACUAAAGAAUAUUAAAUCUCUAGCUCGCACUAGUAAGUCAUUUGAUUUAACUGCAUGUAGCAAAAAUCCGCCUCCUUUUGAAAAAACAGAGAACAAAUCCAGUGAUAGUGAUGGUGUGAAAAAUUGUUCUACAAUAGGUUCAGAUGAUCAUGGACAACAGAUAGAAAUGUGUCAUGCCACUAAUGUAUCUCGAAUCGGGCAUAUUUGUAGUUGGAUGGGGAUUAAGACUUGCUCAACAUUAAAAAGAGGUGUUAAUUCUUUACACAUCCCGGACCUUCAUUCUGGUAUUAGCAACCAGUACAGUAAUAGAAUUUCUGAAUUAGAGGAUAAGAUCUUUAAACAGGAAAUUUUGAUAAAUAAUCUGUUUGAAGGAAUGAAUCACCUCACGAAGAAGUAUGAUAAUUUAAUAAGUAACUUACAGCAGAAGCAAAUACUUACUGCAGCUAUAAAUGUUCCUGCGGAUUUAGAAACUACAGCAGCGCCUCCUCCUCCUCCACCACCGCCUCCGCCACCGCCACCUCCGCCGCCGCCGCCGCCUCCUCUUCCAACAUCACUACCCAUCGUAACUUCCACUCCAUUAAAGAAAUCUGGUAUCAGAAAGGAAACUUUGGGAGAUAAAUUGUUAGAUAAGAUCGAUGAACCAAGGCCACCUGCUAUAACUUUAGAUGAAAUCUUGAAGGUUAAAUUAAGGAAACCGGCACUACGCCAGGUGAGAAUGACGAGUUCAUCAACUGAUCGCAGAAGUUUGCCCAGUUUGGAGGUAUCUGUGGACAUGUUGCGUCAGGUCAAACUGCGCAGAUCAGGCAGAAAUAGGAGCCCCGUAAAGAAGAACAAUGAUCUAGACAGUUUUCUGCAAAAUGCUGAAUCAUCUAUCGUCCGACGUUCCCGGCUAAAAUUUCAGAAUGUCAAAAGCCAAAGUUUUUCUGAUAUUUUCUCUAGUAGGGAAAGAAAUAAUUUAGUUUAAACGUUUGCAUGGAAUACCAGACCAUAAACGUAGUCUGAUUUUUUCUGUAUAUUUUUUCAUUGUUAAAUGAAAGAUAAAUGUAAAAAAUUUUCUGUAGUAUAAUAAUUGUGAAUGCGAAAUAAGAUAUUUAUUUACAA
Messenger RNA from Ctenocephalides felis (cat flea), 2155 nucleotides. Its product is annotated as formin-J-like. The record is from RefSeq and is a predicted model, not a curated record. Lineage: Eukaryota; Metazoa; Arthropoda; Insecta; Siphonaptera; Pulicidae. Gene Ontology annotation, cellular component: cytoplasm. Bases 267 to 2018 code for a protein of 583 amino acids. The transcript has 8 exons.